AAAUUGCGCAAACAUAUCACACCGGGCCAACGGCGGCGGCGGAACGGCACAGCAGCGGGGCGAAUCAAGGGGGAACGCCAGCGCGUCUGCGUGUGUGGCGGCUCCAAACAAACCCUCCGCUUUUGUCGCACGACCCUGAUGGCAAUUUUGACCAGAUGGGUCGGCUCCGCAAUCUCCACUCCCAAGAACGACCAAGGACCUGCGUCUCUCAUCGGGAGGCAACGGCACUACGGGGCUCUAGAGCUGGCCGGCACCGGCGAGCAAGUCAACGUCAAUGAUGUCGUCGAGAUUACUGACACUGCUAUCAAAGUCGAGCUCGAACAACCGGGAGCGAUAUCGAAACGUCGUCUUCGGCUGGCACAGGUUCUUUCGAUGUGGGAAGACACCUUCACAGGCUUGUUCAAGUUUCGCGCACGGUAUCUGGUGUACGCAUCGGACCUUCCUGACGACGCCGUUGCUGGGCUCGUCGAGGCUCGCCGCAAGGCUGAAGGAACGGGAACAAAUGGCAGUAUGAGCGACGCGAAGGCGCCUUCCACCUCCAACCGAAGUUCUCCGUGGUCCAAGGGAGGCCAGAAAGCAGGCUGCGAUGAAGUGCUCCUCACAAACAAAUGGGAGGAUCUUGACGUUGUACUGAUCGUUAAGCCAAUCACCCUUCGCGUGGGCGCACAAGACGAUUUGUUAGCUGGGUGGAAAUAUAACUUCGGGCCACGGCUCACCCUUUUUUUCGAUGCUAGUUCGGGUGAAUUCACUCCUGUAGAGCGUACGGAGACCAUAGCCAAGCGCGCGAGAAUUCGGUUCGUGGAAACGGUUGCGCGCGGGUCACGUCGCGCCGAGGAAGUCGCUGCGGCUAAUAGCGGCCAGCCUGCGACGCAGAGCAGCGGUUGGCUGCUGCCGAAGCGAAGAGCGAAAGGGCCUGCUGCUGCCGAGGGCACUGCCGGCAGGCGUGGCAGCAUCGCAGCUGCCGCGUCUGUGGGCGACACCGUAUCAGCCAGAGAACCCAGCGAGGGAGAGUCCUCAGAAGGGGAGGACCCUAUGUUCGAUGACCUGGAGUGGGAAAACGACGACCAAGAUAGCGACUACGCGAGUGACCUCAACAACUCCACCGACACGCGGAACCACAAUGCGCUGGAAUUGCCGGUAAGGAAGUCGAGCCGACGCAAGAAAUCGCUCGGCCAAGAGUAUGACCAGGAUGUCGAUCCGUCCUCUGAAGACAAGAUUCAGAAGAGUCCUUCUUCACCUCCACUUGCGGUAUCUGCUGCAGCCCCGCCCAUGCACACAACCCCACUGGUACCUCAGAGAGAUGUGGGGCAACAAGGACCUCUACCGAAACGACCGCGGCGUCUAGCCAUGCCCCCCGUGGAGGGAAUGCCAGCGCUCAAUUCAAGGCGUUCUGAAGAACCCCUCUCCUCAUCCUCAACGACUACCGCUCCCAAGGCGGGCGGGCCGGUCAAAACACGAGCUGCUACAGAAGCAGCACCUUCCUCGCCAACCCCGUCCGUGUCGCGCUGUUCGGCGGAAGCCGCAAGGGAUGCAGGGGGAGCAACGGAAUCGAAAUGCCGACGGUCGAUCGGGGGAACGAGAACGAGGGGGCGCUCUACCAAGGCUGCUGUGGACGGUGCGGAUAAGCCGGACUGCGAUCCGCAGCAAAUUCUGGUCGGCGACGACUACCAAGCAGAUAUCCCAGACCUUUUGUCGGCAGAAGACAGGAAGAAAGAAGCCGGACAUCCCGCUGCUCGUACAGGUGCUAAGAUGGUUUGGCGGAGUAUCCGCAACUGGGAUCCGCAAUCCCGUCAUAUGCUGUCCACGUAUCUCCACGCGGCGAAGGACGUGGUCAAGGCCAAGCAAGCCUCCCCCGGCGUGGCUGUUCAUGUGCGCCUCGGCGAUGCCGGCAGCAAAAAUAACGGAAAUGUUGAGGCGGCCACGACCAGUGUCGCCGGCAGCUACGCCGUGUGGGCGAUAACCGUCGGUUGCCACUCUGCUGGAGUAAUUCGAGUUGCGUGCUCAGAAAUAGCCCAGACAAAAGUCCCGAUACCUGCCAUCCAGAGAGUACAGAGCGAAGAACAGGCUCUGGGUGCGUUGGUCAAGGCUAGAUGCACCCUGGACGACUUCAAGCCCGCCCUGAAGGUCUUCGAUCAGGCAUCCAUGGAGAGCGUAGAUCCGUGGAAGCUGUCACAGGUGAGAAACCUGAAGCAGGCUCUUGAAGAGCAUUUCGAUCCAAACCCGCGGUCGCACGGCUGGGCACGAGAGGGGAUGGACCUUGAACGAGAGGACUUCAUUGACCUCGCGAACGUUAGUAAGCAGGUUCCGGGCAAAACUCCCACCCAGGUGCUCUCUUUCUUCUACCGGUACCUUGCUGCUGCCAAACCCCUGACCGACGUCGUCUACGGCAAGGAGGCGGCAGAGGCACGGAAACUCGAAGCAGUCCUUCCCCCUGGCGCCUCGGGAUUCCCGGAAGAAGCAAGCACCGCCAAACUCAAGCCGCCCGCCAGUCACGUGACGGUCGGUCCAUACACGAGUGGCCCUGCCAUGCGCAGCAGAAACAUCGUGAGGCCCAACCCUCCACAAACGCCCCAUCCUGUCGCACGGGUAGCGCCCGGGUCAUCUGCUUCGAUGACCACAAGAGCCACCGCAGAGUGCAGGGGAGUGAGGCCAGAUGACCUCAAACGAUAUCUCUCUAACGUCACCAAAGCUGCUCUUGGUGGCCGUGCGCCUGCUGUUGCUGCCUACCGAGCACCCGCUAGUGGCAGUGUUAGCCGUGAAUACGAGCGCCAGCGUGCAAUCAGGCAUCAGGGGGCAGCGUCUGGAAACACUUCUGCUGACGUCGAGGUGCUCGAGGUGAGGAAGUAUCAUGGCGCCACACGUGGGGUUGGAAUCGCUCAAGGUUCACAGUUAGUAACUGGCCUUGGCUACACAGCGGCGCGCGCAAGGCAGUACGGCCCCGAGGCACGUUCUCGGCAAACUCGUGUGCUGCCUUCAGCCGGGGUGACAGCUCCGGCAUCAGAUGGCUACCACACGGGCACGGCCGUGGCAAGGCCACCGGGGCAUGCACCACAAUCCAGUCCUGCCAUCCAAAAUACAGUGCAAGCUAGGCGAGUGAGGACAAGAGUCGGUGGCAGGGACCUUGGCAGCAUCGUUAAGAACGGCGGCUAUCCUGCGUACGAUGAGCCGUCGGAGGUGGCCAUGGAUGAAGAGGUCGAGUUUGGCUUCAUGGCCCCUUGCUGGAGGCAGCUGGAAAUGGCGCAUGCCUUCAUCGACAAGGAUCAGCUUCGGUACAUGAAAGGACUCAUCACUACGCACGUCCGCAAGCCGAUGACGCGCGACCAGCUACUCGAGAGGGCCGACAGCUGCCUCCAGGGGCAGCCGGAGAUCUUCGUGGCCUUCGUCAAAACGUUCGAUCGAAUCAGUCACGUCCAUGCCGAAGCUCAUCUGGUGCCGCUUUACUCUGGCAGAAAGAGAUCCUUGUCCGACUCUCCCCCCGAGCCGAUUCUGAUGUCGAGGAUGUCUUUCAAUGAGCGGAUUCGGCCAACCACAGGCCAAAUAGACUCGCGAUCGCGUGCUCCGUACGUCUCGUACUCCAGGCAACAUGCCGCAAACCCUACCUUCGCGGUUCCCCCCGGUGCAUCAGUAGAUGAAGGCGUCGACCGUCGAGGUAACGGCCACGGCCGAGCUGGCGGGGGCGGCGGCCCUCGUUCGGGACCGGCGCACGACCGAUAUCCCCGCGUGUCUGCGGAGGACGUGGAUGCCCGCCGUCGCUGGGCCGUUCCGGCCACCCCAGGCGGCAGUAUCGGGGGGUGGCGCCAUGGUGCCAGUGACAGGCCCUUGACGUACGUGAGUGGCGAUGCAGGGCGGCCCCCUCCCCCCGACUCGUCUGGCCCGACUGGGAGACCUGUGAUGAUGUACCGCGAGGAGGGUGGGCAACAAGGUUUCGAUGUUGGACGAGAGCAGGUGAGAGCUUGGCCGCAGCAUCACCAUCCCAACCUUUGGCGGGCUGCUGGUUCACCACCCGAGGGACGGGCGCCUAGACCCAGAAUGCCUACGUGGGUGGGGAAUGGCAGGAUGUCGACGAGGUAGUGAAACGAGAGUGCGUGAGGAGGCGAGUUGAAGAUGGGCGAUGCCGCUGUCUGUUGUGAAGGUGUGCUGGCGUCUUCGCUUCACAUUCCAAGUCUAAAUUACCAAUCGUUCGUGUCGACCACCAAGGAAGGUGCAUCGUACGGUUGCUGAUUUUUUUUUUGCUUCGCUCCCGAGAUGCUUGGGUCGGUUGUAUGCAACGGGCAUCUUCCGUCGAACAUGGUCGCCUCUACCAUUGUGGCCGUUGGCCUGCAAUUCACACUUGCUGUAACUUGGUGAUGCUAGGAGCCCUCGACUGAUUCCUGACGAACUACUUGCAGGCGUGCGUGUGUCCGACUUCCACUCGCUUGUUGUGCGUGUCGUCGUGGGUUGUGUUCCCGCGGGUUGUGUCGGGUUUUGUAGUUUCUUGAUGUGUUGGGGCCCGUUUUCAGUUAUGAGGUUUCUGAUAUGUUUUUCCUUGCCACAAGUCUUGCUUGUCCAAGGGGCGGGGUUGGUGUUCACUCAUUGGCUGGGGCUACUUCGAAGGGUCCACGGCGGCGGCUUUGUUGGUGGACACGUUUUCGGCGGUAAUGCCCGUUGGCGGUUAUGGUUUUCGGUGGUGGGCGGUUGUCGGUAACGGCUUACGCGCAGGCGGUAGAACACAAGACGGUGGUUUUCCGGUACCGCCCACCAUGUCGGUAAUUUCAUGGACGAAAAAUGUUGGGGGAAACUCUUUGGUGUUUCACACUUUUGACUCAAUAUAUCAAGGUCAGUCAUUCGACGUGUUUUGGAGAAUGUUUCCCGCUGUAAAAAGUCACAGGCCACAUCGAAUUCUUCCUGUAAGAAGGUAUGCGUACUACCGAUGCACAUCCCA
Molecule: messenger RNA, 4921 nt
Organism: Ectocarpus sp. CCAP 1310/34
Lineage: Eukaryota; Phaeophyceae; Ectocarpales; Ectocarpaceae
Source: the annotation of a GenBank genome assembly